AUGCAGCUGGAGGAGGAGGGAAACCCGAGGGAGCCGUGCGCCUUACCGGGGGAUGCAUUUACUGUCUCAUUGCAGAGCGCCUGCCCGGGAGUGCAGCCGGCGUCCCCCCCGCGCGCCCGGCGACCACUCCGCUCCCGCCGCCGCCUCAGCCCCAGCCGCCGCCGCUGGCUCCGGGCGCGGAACGAGAGCCGAGGGCGAGCGCGAGCGCACGGCCCGCGAGCGCGGGGGAGGGAGGGCAGGAAGCGCGUCAUCACUCGGGGACGGCGCGGCCCCGCGAGGCUCCGCACGGCUCCGGUCCGGACGCGGCGCCCGGCGGGGCCGGUGCGGGGGCUCCGGGGUCUCUGCCCGCGGCCGGCGCUGGAGGGUCCGCGGGGGGAAGGCGACGCGCCGGCCGAGUUGUCGCGGGAAGAGGGGCGCGCAGGGUGA
Messenger RNA from Pipistrellus nathusii (Nathusius's pipistrelle), 426 nucleotides. NCBI's taxonomy places the organism in Eukaryota, Metazoa, Chordata, Mammalia, Chiroptera, Vespertilionidae. The record is from the annotation of a GenBank genome assembly.